AUGUUGAGGCUUCUCCUUCUCGGGCUGCUGGCUGCUCACGCAGCUGCCCUGAGAUAUGUUAUGUACAUUGAUCAAUAUCAUAAAGACAAUCUGCCGGAGCCUGAUCAGACCCAAGGGAUCACGCAUGCUAUCAUGGCCUUCGCAAAGUCUGACCUCUUUAACUCAGACUCGCCUCCACAGUUCACUCCUUUUGAACCAAUCUCUACGAUGCGAGGCCGUUUCUCCAAGGAUACCAAAGUAAUGAUCGCAAUUGGUGGUUGGGGAGACACAUCUGGCUUCUCCGCAGGAGCAAAGGACAAUACUACAAGAGCACGAUUUGCGAAGAAUGUCGCUGCCAUGCUGGAUUCCUUGGGAGCUGACGGCGUCGACAUUGAUUGGGAAUACCCUGGUGGAAACGGUCAAGACUACAAGCAGAUUCCUAAUUCCGCUAAAGUCGAUGAGAUCGAAACUUAUCCUCUUUUCCUCCAAGCUAUCCGAGAUGCUAUCAGUAAAGACAAGCUGCUCUCAAUUGCAGUUCCAGGACUCCAACGUGACAUGAUCGCAUUCACAAAGGAGCAAGGUCCAAAAAUAUUUGCUCCAGUGGAUUUCGUCAACGUCAUGACCUAUGACCUUAUGAACCGCCGCGACAAUGUGACCAAACAUCAUACGAGUGUCCAGGGCUCACUUGAGACCAUCAACAACUAUCUGGACAUUGGAAUGGACCCUGCCAAGGCCAACCUCGGUUUUGCGUUUUACGCCAAAUAUUUCACGACAGACCCAUCAUCCGACUGUGCAACUGAGCCCCUUGGAUGCAAAGUUGUGCCGCUGGAGAACCCAGAUGGAAGUGACAACGGCAAGUCGGGGGCUUACACGUUUGAGCCCAUCCACAUGGCUCCUCCACCAUCGAAUCUGAAGACUUCGACCGAUGGCACGUGUGGGAUUGAUAAGGGAAAAUGUCCCGAAGGUUUGUGCUGUAGCCAGUACGGUAAUUGUGGCACUACAGAUGAAUUUUGCCAGGUUGGCUGCCUUUCUGACUACGGCACUUGCAAGGGUGUCUCUGUCACCGAUUCCUGGCGUAAGGCGCAGAGCGACGGAAAGACAGAUGAGGAAGCUGGUGGUCAGUAUUACUGGGACGCUGACAACCAGCUGUUUUGGUCAUGGGAUACGCCAGACCUUAUGGCGAAGAAGUUCACGGACAUUGUUUCGGCGAAGAAGCUGGGAGGUGUCAUGGCCUGGAGUCUUGGAGAAGACAGUUACGACUGGAGCCACGUGAAGGCCUUGAGGGAUGGUGUCAACAGUUUGACGACCUCGACAUAA
Rasamsonia emersonii CBS 393.64 is the source of this 1296-nucleotide messenger RNA. RefSeq names its product Chitinase. The transcript has 4 exons. Gene Ontology annotation, biological process: chitin catabolic process; carbohydrate metabolic process. Gene Ontology annotation, cellular component: extracellular region. Lineage: Eukaryota; Fungi; Ascomycota; Eurotiomycetes; Eurotiales; Trichocomaceae. The record is from RefSeq and is a predicted model, not a curated record. Gene Ontology annotation, molecular function: chitinase activity; chitin binding. The coding region runs from base 1 to 1296 and encodes 431 amino acids.